Messenger RNA from Anguilla rostrata (American eel), 3337 nucleotides. RefSeq names its product thioredoxin reductase 3 (gene txnrd3). Gene Ontology annotation, molecular function: glutathione-disulfide reductase (NADPH) activity; flavin adenine dinucleotide binding; thioredoxin-disulfide reductase (NADPH) activity. The transcript is spliced from 16 exons. The record is from RefSeq and is a predicted model, not a curated record. Gene Ontology annotation, biological process: cell redox homeostasis; glutathione metabolic process; cellular response to oxidative stress. NCBI's taxonomy places the organism in Eukaryota, Metazoa, Chordata, Actinopteri, Anguilliformes, Anguillidae. Gene Ontology annotation, cellular component: mitochondrion; cytosol.
UUCUUUACUACGCAAAACAUUUCGCGGGAUUGGUGCCGGUGUCGUUGAAGAUGGCGGGGCUAGAAGUAUUUGACCUAUAGCUUAGCAGCUCAGCUAAAUUGGUGUGGAUUCUUGCUUUUGAGCAACAUUGGAACGACUACUGCGGGUGUUGUGUGGUUUUAUAUUUCGACUCCAAUUUAUACGGACAGUCAACACCGAAGACGACUCUAACGAAGAACGUACUAGUAUAGUUAGCUCGUCAACGUAGGUAGUCAAUUUUGCUAUGCCGCCAACUGGCUGUAAUUCCGGCCGGGAUCAAAUUAAAUCCCGGAUCCAGGAGCUCAUCGAUUCGAGCGAAGUGCUGGUAUUCAGCAAAAGCUCCUGUCCAUAUUGCGUUAAGGUAAAGGAUCUCUUCAGAGAGCUCAAUGUUAAGUACAAGGUGGUGGAGCUGGAUUUAAUGGAUGAUGGCUCUGGCUACCAGGACAUGCUGCUCGAAAUGACCGGGCAGAAAACCGUCCCCAAUGUCUUCAUCAACAAGACCCAUGUCGGCGGGUGUGACAAGACGAUGCAGGCCCACCAGGACGGCCUCCUGCAGCAGCUGCUGGGCGGCGGCGAGGCCUACGACUACGACCUCAUCGUGAUCGGCGGCGGCUCGGGGGGCCUGGCCUGCUCGAAGGAAGCAUCGUUGCUGGGGAAGAAAGUGAUGGUGCUGGACUACGUGGUCCCCACGCCCAAAGGAACCACCUGGGGUCUGGGGGGCACGUGUGUCAACGUGGGCUGCAUCCCCAAGAAGCUCAUGCACCAGACCGCCCUGCUGGGAACGGCGCUGCAGGACGCCCGCAGCUUCGGCUGGGAGUUCGACGAGAACGUGAAGCACAACUGGGAGACGAUGAAGACGGCGGUGAACAACUACAUCGGCUCCCUCAACUGGGGGUACAGGGUCCAGCUCCGCGAGAAGAGCGUCAACUACGUCAACUCCUUCGCCGAGUUCGUCGAGCCGCACAGAUAGGCGACAAACAAGCGAGGCAAAGAGACUUUCCACACGGCAGCCAAGUUUGUCCUGGCGACAGGGGAGCGCCCGCGCUACCUGGGCAUCCCCGGGGAUCGGGAGCUGUGCAUCACCAGCGAUGACCUGUUCUCCCUGCCCUACUGCCCCGGUAAGACCCUGGUGAUCGGCGCGUCCUACGUGGCGCUGGAGUGCGCCGGCUUCCUGGCGGGGCUGGGCCUGGACGUGACGGUCAUGGUGCGGUCCAUCCUGCUCCGCGGCUUCGACCAGGACAUGGCCAACCGCGCCGGGGAGCACAUGGAGGCGCACGGGGUCACGUUCGUCCGCAAGUUCGUCCCCACCAGCGUGGAGGAGCUGGAGAAGGGCACGCCUGGGCGGCUGAAGGUCACUGCCAAGUCCACCGAGUCGGACGAGGUCUUCGAGGGCGAGUACAACACGGUCCUUAUAGCCGUGGGCCGGGACGCCUGCACGGGGACCAUCGGCCUGGACAAAGUGGGAGUCGAAGUGAACAAGAAGAACGGGAAGAUCCCCGUGAACGACGAGGAGCAGACCAACGUGCCGCACAUCUACGCCAUCGGGGACAUCCUGCAGGGGAAGUGGGAGCUGACGCCGGUGGCCAUCCAGGCCGGCAAGCUCCUGGCCCGCAGGCUGUUCGGAGGAGCCACGCUGAAGUGCGAUUACGUGAACGUGCCCACCACCGUGUUCACGCCGCUGGAGUACGGCUGCUGCGGGCUGUCGGAGGAGAAGGCCCUGGAGAUGUACGGCCAGGACAACAUCGAGGUGUACCACAGCCUGUUCUGGCCUCUGGAGUUCACUGUGCCCGGCAGGGACAACAACCGAUGCUACGCCAAGAUCAUCUGUAACAAACUGGACAGCGACCGCGUGGUCGGGUUCCACUACCUGGGCCCCAACGCCGGUGAGGUAACGCAGGGCUACGGGGCGGCCAUGAAGUGCGGCAUGACCAAGGAGCAGCUGAGCAGCACCAUCGGCAUCCACCCCACCUGCGCCGAGAUCUACACCACGAUGGAGGUGACUAAGAGUUCGGGCGGUGACAUCACCCAGGCCGGCUGCUGAGGUUAAACCCUGCUGCUUUAACGGGCUGUCCUGUCCUGUGUAGAUCCCCCUGCCCCCUCCGCCCCUCCCUCGGGUCCGGCCCCCUUCCGAGUCUGCGCUCUAAGUGACUGAUUCUCAGGUAAAUCGAACAUCGUACGAAACGAACCCGCGGAGGAAGCGGUCAAACGAGACACAGAAGAGCUGAACGUACUGAGCGCACAUGCACUUUUGGGGCCCGGACGCAGAGAGAGAGAGAGACCGGAGACCGGGGCAGCGUGCAGGACAGCCUGUUAAACGGCGGGGUUACUCUGCUGAACUCUUUGCCCCCCCGUCCCGCUCGGAAAUGCGCCACUCUCGGCGCCGUUUGACGUCCUGGCUCGUAACCCAGCCACUGCGGUGGGCCAGGACCGAUGUCCCCCCUGAGCGGGCCGCGGGGCACACACACCACUUCGUCCAACUCCCAGUUCUACCUACCCCUCCCUCUCCCUUAUCAUGAGACACAGCUGUGGGGUUGACUAGGAUUAGAUUCAGUGUUAACGACACUCAGAAUAUUCACCUGGGGCUGUGCAGGCCCUGCCGUCGGUAGAAGUGGAAGUGCUUCUUGUUCCUUUGUUUGUUUUCUUUCCCCCCAAAGGUGUGUACAGUUUUAUUUACUCAAGAUCAGAUUAGCCAUGAGUGAACAUUCCAGACAUGCGUCUAUGUUGCUUUUGUUAUUUUGUGUGUACAAGUCAUUAAAAAUUUCCCACGCUGCAGAAGUUGUCUUUCAAUACUGCUGGCAUGUCAUCAACCUCAGAUAAUCUCAUAAGCACUUCCCUCUACCACCUUCUACCAAAGCGUUGACCAAAAGGUGUACGAGCAUAGAAACCCACAGAAAAUGUGUGACGUGUGUUGAAUGCAACUCGACAUACAGCUGAAAAGAUUAAAACUCAUUCUUUUGUUCAUUUUCCAUGCAAAUCUACCAGACUUGUGCUGCUUUCCCAAUUUCGUCAUCAUUAAAGUUUGGUUCUGUCAAUAAAAUACUGAGAAUAGUAUGAAUGUGUCUUUUUAAAACAUUUUCAUUCAAAGAAAAAAAUAAUGCUUAUUUGUAUGGACCUGAUUUACUGUUGCUGUUUAUUUUCGUUUUGGGUUAUGCAUAGAGUAUGUUAUAUGUACCUGUUAUUAUAGAACUGAAUUGUAAAGAUGCUAAGUAAAUUCGCACUGUGCUCUCUUAGAGCAGUGAGCCAGUCAGAUGUAUAGAUACCAUUUUCCUGGCAUUGUUUGCAGAGCAAGUCUCUUACUGAAAUAAAAAAGCAAACCAAA